AAAAACUACUGAGGAAUACAGGCAGCAUGUUCUACACACAUGUGCUUAUGAGUAAGCGAGGGCCAUUGGCCAAAAUCUGGCUUGCAGCUCACUGGGAGAAGAAACUCACUAAGGCCCAUGUAUUUGAGUGUAAUCUAGAGAUAACCAUUGAAAAAAUUCUUUCACCUAAGGUGAAAAUUGCACUUCGAACUUCAGGACACCCUUUGGGAGUUGUUCGAAUCUAUAAUAGGAAGGCAAAAUAUCUUUUGGCAGAUUGCAGUGAAGCAUUGCUUAAAUGAAGAUGACAUUUCGCCCAGGGGAUGGUUGACCUUCCAAAAGAAGUUUUGAAGCACUACACUGUAUCACUUGCCAGAAAAUUUCAUGAUUUUGACACCCAGAAUAUGAAUGCUAUUGAUAUUUCAGAACACUUUACUCAGAACCAAAGCAAACCAGAAGAAAUCACACUUAAAGAAGAUUUUGGCAAUGAUCUACUUUUCCAAGCUGGGAGCUUUGGGGAGGAAGCCGAAAUCCUUAGAAGACAUAGCUUCUUUGAUGACAACAUAUUGCUGAAUUCCAGUGGUCCUUUAGUUGAACAUAGUUCUGGAAGCCUCACUGGAGAAUCUCUGUUUUAUGACAGUGGAGAUGGAUUUGGAGAUGAAGGGGCUGCAGGAGAAAUGAUUUUUUUUAGAGAGGAAGGAGUGAGACAAUCUGUGCAAGAUGAUCCAAAUAUCCCUAGAAACAUGCAUUUGAAUAAAAUUUCCCUGCCUCUGAGCCCCAAUACAUAGGUAGAAUCAGAUAAUCCGGAGUGUAUAUGCCCACCUGAAAAUGAAAAAAUGGAUGAAACCACAUUAUCAAAUGAAGAGGAAGAUUACCUUGAGCCAAUUGAUACUUCAGAUAUUGCUGAAAAAAGAAAAGGCAAAAAGAGGAAAUUGCUCAUAGAUCCAGUCAAGGAGAUCAGUAGCAAAAUUAUGCAUAGACAGCUUACUUCCUUUACGGACACACUCAUGGUUUUGGAACUUGCACCUCCUACCCAAAGACUGAUGAUGUGGAAGAAGAAGGGAGGAGCAGAUACACUUCUGUCAACUGCUGCCCAGGAUUUGAUUCAUGCCGAACUAAAAGUGUUGUUUACAAAAUGCUUUUUGUCCUCUGGCUUUAAACUUGGAAGAAAAUUGAUGCAGAAGAAGUCAGAAAGGGAAGAAAUAGGAAAUGAAAACAUCGUAGAGACCUCCAUGAUGAAAGGGUCAAAUUCCCUGGAAGAGUUAAGUCAAUCCUCAACUUGGAAGGAAGAAAUUGAUGGAUCUAAGUGUAGCUUUAACAAGGAUACCAAUAAAAAUAUUAACUCCGAUCAGGAUAUUGUUGAAAUGGUCUCUUCAACUGCGGAGGAAUCGUCUUUAAUGAAUGCCACCCUGGCAGAAGAAGUUGAAAACUGUCUAACUGAAUUGGAGUCAUUGGGGAAUGAACAAAAUAUUGAGGCAGAGAGAUGGAAUCGAAGAAUACUUCAAAUGUUAAACAGAUUGCGGGAAUCUAACAAGAUGGGAAUGCAGUACUUUAGUCUGAUGAAGCUCUGCAGAAAUAGUGACCGAAAACAUGCUGCUGCCAAAUUUUAUAGCUUUCUUGUCCUAAAAAAACAGCGGGCUAUUGAGCUGAGUCAGAGUGCUCCCUAUGCCGAUAUCAUAGCUACAGUGGGACCAAUGUUCCAUAAAAUGUGA
This is a messenger RNA of Sus scrofa (pig), 1688 nucleotides long. Lineage: Eukaryota; Metazoa; Chordata; Mammalia; Artiodactyla; Suidae. The record is from RefSeq and is a predicted model, not a curated record.